Suricata suricatta (meerkat) is the source of this 1290-nucleotide messenger RNA. It is a transcript of the gene SUMF2, whose product is annotated as sulfatase modifying factor 2. The transcript has 9 exons. NCBI's taxonomy places the organism in Eukaryota, Metazoa, Chordata, Mammalia, Carnivora, Herpestidae. The record is from RefSeq and is a predicted model, not a curated record. Gene Ontology annotation, cellular component: endoplasmic reticulum. The coding region runs from base 164 to 1117 and encodes 317 amino acids.
GAUGCCAGAGUCCAGACCACCUUUUCUCUGGCUCCACGUCUUAAAUUACGUGCCUGGCUGCAGCCUGGAACUAACCAAACCCUUCUCACCAAAGGGGUGGGGUCUGGGGGAGAAGCUCUAAAGAGGCCUUGCGAGCGGUACGGUGGCCGACCUGGUGCACCCGAUGCGCGUGCGCAGAAGGGCUGCACGGCGCGUUCUGCUCGUUAUUGCCGGCAUGGGCUCCUCACCGCCGCUGCUGCUCCUGCUGCUGCACCUGUCUGGCCCGUGGCUCGUGCUAGGGAAUGGGCAGGCUCCUAGCAUGGUCCAGCUAGCAGGUGGGAGAUUCCAGAUGGGAACAAAUUCACCAGAUGGCAGAGAUGGUGAAGGGCCUGUCCGGGAGGUGACAGUAAAACCCUUUGCCAUUGAUAUAUUUCCUGUCACCAACAAAGAUUUCAGGGAAUUUGUCAGGGAAAAAAAGUACCGCACAGAGGCUGAGACGUUUGGGUGGAGUUUUGUCUUUGAGGACUUGGUCUCGGAUGAGCUUAGAAACAAAGUGACCCAUCAGAUGGAGUCUCUUCUCUGGUGGCUUCCGGUGGAAAGGGCAUUCUGGAGGCAGCCUGCAGGUCCUGGCUCUGGCAUCCGAGAGAGACUGGAGCUCCCAGUGGUACACGUGAGCUGGAAUGACGCCCGUGCCUACUGUGCCUGGCGGGGGAAACGGCUGCCCACCGAGGAAGAGUGGGAGUUUGCUGCCCGAGGGGGCUUGACGGGUCAGGUUUACCCAUGGGGAAACCAGUUCCAGCCAAACCGCACCAACCUGUGGCAGGGAAAGUUCCCCAAGGGUGACAAGGCCGAGGAUGGCUUCCAUGGAGUCUCCCCAGUGAAUGCUUUCCCCCCACAGAAUAACUACGGGCUCUAUGACCUCCUGGGCAACGUGUGGGAGUGGACAGCAUCAACGUACCCGGCCCCUGACCAGGACAUGCGCGUCCUCCGGGGGGCAUCCUGGAUCGACACAGCUGACGGCUCUGCCAACCACCGGGCCCGGGUCACCACCAGGAUGGGCAACACUCCAGAUUCAGCCUCAGACAACCUCGGCUUCCGCUGCGCAUCCAGUGCAGGCCGGCUACCUGGGGAGUUGUGAACAGCUACUCGGAGCCAAAGAAAAGAGCCCCAUGGCGCCCGUGUCACUCCCUGGCCACAUUCCAGAAGCAGCCAAACUCCAGGCUCUUCAACUUUAGCCUCAGGAAUGACCUCCUUCCCCUUCCCCCAUCCCUCUGUGGCAGGCAUCUCUCACCAGGCCAGGAGAGGCCUCUA